AUGCCGACGAGCUUGAUCAAUGGAACGACGAAGAAAUCGCUCAGAAUCGUUUGGCGACAGCCGGCCUCAACGUUGGACCACCAGUUCAAGUUCACUCCGUCAACCACGCCACCCACGCCGUUGGUCGCACUCGAACGCGCCGUCCUCGAGAAGAACUAUGUCAAGGCCGUCGUGGCAUUCCAAGAUGUUCCUCCGUCGGACCUGAACCGGUUUGCGUACGACUGGGUCAUGCAAGCUCACAUGGCCCUGGGCAACUACACGGAGGUCGUUCGCUUGUUCGAAGAGGCCGAAAGUACUGUUCCGCUGCUGCACAGCCGCAUUCGCUACCACUACAUCCUCGCUUUGAAUCGGCAGUCUCGUUUUGCCGACGCUAUCGACGCUUUCAUUGACUGGCACAUGGGAGAUGUCGCGCCAUUGACUCUUGUCAUCUACAACGCCCUUCUCGUGGCAUGCAGUCACGUCAAGGACUGGAACACCGCCAAAACUAUCAUGGAUGCCAUGACGACGAAGGCGCACAUCACCCCCGACGCGCUCUCGAUCGCGGAAUCGGCCACCGACGCUGGGUUCCCCAUCUCCGUGUCGCUCUUGAGCCACAUCUUGUUGGACGCGGCGGGCCAGCCAACGUCUCCGCCGUCGCAAUCAUCCACGUCGCCGCCAUCGAUUUCGCCUUCCCCCCGCCGUGUGGCCGCCAUCCGCCGCGCCCUUGACCUGUGGGACGCCCACCACCACUACGACGCAUUCACCCCAGCAUGCGAAAAAGCGUACGAGCUGGCCCUUUUGCGGGUAUGGCACGCUGGGUUGCAGUCAGAAGCUGUCCAAGUUGUCGAAGACAUCGUCGCGCUGCCGACGCCGUCCCGAUCGUUCAAGUUCCGCCUCGCCAACAUGCUCCUCACCCAAGCCGCACCCGUGAACGCCGACAUGUCGAUGAAACUCCUCGACUUGAUGCACAUGCACAAACUGGGCAAGUUGUCGGGCAAGGGUCGGUACCGCCUCUUCGCCGGGUGGACGAAAAUGCUCGAUAUCGAAGACAUCGCGGCGCUCUUCUCAGAGUACCAAGACGUGACCCACGGCUGGAACGGGUCCCGGCUGUCGGACUUGUUCAUCUUUGGCUACCGGCACUUUCACGACAAGGGCGGUCGGACUGCGAUGGAAUUCCAGCGCGUGAUGGAACUGUUUACGUUUGCCUUUCGGUCGGGCGAGACGCUCUCGUAUCCUGCGCUGGAGCACGCCGUGCGAUGGCUGUACGAGAUGGGCAAGGCCAAGGAGGCGCUCCAGAUUAUCCAGACGAUUCAGACCAACCCCGACCUUCCCAUCGGUUAUCGAUUGACGGAGCUCGGGAUGUUCAUCGCCAUGCGACUCGGAGACCACGUCACGGUCAUCUCGCUCUUUGAAGACUUGCAGACGCGGUGGCAAUGCGACAAAGGCGCCGAGCUCCACCCAAAGCGCUUUAUGGUCAAAAUGGCGGCCGACGCGUACGGCGACGCGGGAAACGUGAUGAAGCUCCAAGAAAUGCGAUACAUCUUGACCAACAAAGAGUACAAGCAGUGGGAAGGCGACAACGUACCACGUCGGCGGCGGGGCUGGCUAUACGUCUAG
Molecule: messenger RNA, 1596 nt
Organism: Aphanomyces invadans
Lineage: Eukaryota; Oomycota; Saprolegniomycetes; Saprolegniales; Verrucalvaceae
Exons: 4
Coding region: 1-1596 (531 amino acids)
Molecular function (GO): protein binding
Source: RefSeq, a predicted model, not a curated record